UGGCUUUUAUUUUAUUGCACGGUGGUGAGUGGUGAGUGGUGAGUGAUGAUUUUAUGCAUAGAGUUGCUCAUAACUUUACAUUAAAGGAGUGACAAGAAAGAGAUAAGAUCAGCGUUAAUGGACGGUUCUGUGACUUCUGUCUCUCCAAAAUUGGGUUCAAAGGAAGAAUCAGCGCUCAAACCAACUGAAACUCAGGCAUCCAAAAGAAGGAAGGUUGUUGUCGAGAGGACUGUUGUGACAGUGAAGGUAGGAGAGAAUGGUGGAAAGGUCAAGAAUGAAGGGCCGCCUUCCGAUUCAUGGUGUUGGAGGAAAUAUGGGCAAAAACCCAUCAAAGGGUAUCCUUAUCCGAGGGGUUAUUACAAGUGCAGCACAUCAAAAGGAUGUUCGGCCAAAAAACAAGUCGAGAGAUGCAAAACGGAUGCUUCAAUGCUCAUCAUCACUUACACAUCCACUCACAACCAUCCAGGCCCUGAUCUCAAUCCCAAAAACCGAACACGCUCACCGAAAGAACCCGAAAACAACGACGAUGACAACGAUGAUCGGACUCAAGUUUCACGAGAAGAAGUGAAGGACGGAUGUGAGGAGGAGCAUUUCCAGUAUCUGCAAUCCUCCCCAUUAAGGAUCAACCAAGAAGAUCCUUUCAUUGGGAAUCUAGAGAGAGCGUUUCUGGUGGAUGAAGAGCCACUCUCUUCUUCAUGUCCACGUAUAAAGGCAUCAUCAUCAUCAUCAUCAUCUUCAACACCAGACGAAAAUGAUUUCUUUGAUGAGCUUGAAGAACUGCCCAUAUGUUCAGCUUUCACUAGUUUCAUGAGAAGCAAGUUUUUCGAUGAAGGGAUUCCUGUUGUCCCUUCUUGAUCCAAGUGUUUAUAGAAAAACAUGCAAAUUUAGAUGUUCAUACUGUCAUUUUCUAGUGUUUUUCCUCUUUCAUCUUUGUAUGUGGGUUCACAAAAUGAGAAAGUUGGAUGAGUGUGGCAUGGAAAGUUUGUGAAA
Hibiscus syriacus is the source of this 990-nucleotide messenger RNA. RefSeq names its product probable WRKY transcription factor 69. Gene Ontology annotation, molecular function: transcription cis-regulatory region binding; DNA-binding transcription factor activity. The coding region runs from base 118 to 855 and encodes 245 amino acids. The record is from RefSeq and is a predicted model, not a curated record. The transcript is spliced from 3 exons. Gene Ontology annotation, cellular component: nucleus. Lineage: Eukaryota; Viridiplantae; Streptophyta; Magnoliopsida; Malvales; Malvaceae. Gene Ontology annotation, biological process: regulation of DNA-templated transcription.